UGAGCCUCAGCCUGAGCGUGAUGGCGAGUUGGAGAGGGACGAGGAUAAUCAUGAGGCUGGGGUAGGUGACAAGAAAAAGGAGUUGGAUCCCAAUGGACUUUGGUUUGAAGACAAUGGAGUCAUUCGCAACAUGACUAAAUGCUUCAAGCAACAUUUCCAUCAUCCAUGGAGGAACUAUUCGCAGGUUGAUGACGAUACAAAAAACCUUUGGUUCUCUAUUUUCAAGGGCUCAUAUAAAUGGAGGGAGGAGCUUCAAUCCCAAGUGAGGUCUACAUACGACAGGAAAAUGGCCAAAAGAUUGAAAGAUAAUCACCACUCGAUAGUAAAGAAGAAGGGUGGUGUUUGUCCGACAUGGUUGUCUCUGAGCAUUCACGAGCAGAUGAUGAAGAAUGCUCAAGACAAGGAUUUCAAAGCACGAUCUCAGAAGGCUAGCAAGAACCGGCGAGGAGGUGACUUGACCAGCAGCGUACCUCCUUCUCAUGUCCAGGGUUCUAUUUCCUCAGCAGAGCGCGCCAAGAGAUUGGCCGCACAGCGUGGAGGGAUGCUGCCUUCCGUUGUGGACUUGUUCAUGGACACACACAUGAGGGAUGAGUCCGGAAAGAAGGUGCCGAUCAACGACAAAGUCCAAAAAAUCAAGAUAAGUGUCUUAAACUUGCUUAGAAUCAUACAACUAAGUAGUAGAAAGUUUAAAGGAACAUGAAACCCAAAAAAGGGCUCGAAAUGGCUUAGUUUCUCUCAUUUUCAUUGGCUACGUGUAUUUAUCUUGCUUAGAAUCAUACAACCAAGUAGUAGAAAGUUUAAAUGAGUAUUCUAGGACUUGCAUGAGCCAUUAGAACUUGGAAUAGGCAUAGAAGUAGGAUUAUAGGAACAUGAAACCCAAAAAAGGGCUCGAAAUGGCUUAGUUUCUAUCAUUUUCAUUGGCUACGUGUAUUAAACUUGCUUAGAAUCAUAAAACCAAGUAGUAGAAAGUUUAAAUGAGUAUGCUAGGACUUGCAUGAGCCAUUAGAACUUGGGAUAGGCAUAGAAGUAGGAUUAUAGGAACAUGAAACCCAAAAAAGGGCUCGAAAUGGCUUAGUUUCUCUCAUUUUCAUUGGCUACGUGUAUUAAACUUGCUUAGAAUCAUACAACCAAGUAGUAGAAAGUUUAAAUAAGUAUUCUAGGACUUGCAUGAGCCAUUAGAACUUGGAAUAGGCAUAGAUGUAGGAUUAUAGGAACAUGAAACCCAAAAAAGGGCUCGAAAUGGCUUAGUUUCUCUCAUUUUUAUUGGCUACGUGUAUUAAACUUGCUUAGAAUCAUA
Molecule: messenger RNA, 1297 nt
Organism: Beta vulgaris subsp. vulgaris (sugar beet)
Lineage: Eukaryota; Viridiplantae; Streptophyta; Magnoliopsida; Caryophyllales; Amaranthaceae
Exons: 4
Coding region: 131-700 (189 amino acids)
Source: RefSeq, a predicted model, not a curated record